AUGUCCAAGGACGGCGAGCAAGCAUGGCACCUUAGACGACAACAGUGGACACAAGCGAGCGAUGAAACCUUGGAAACGAAAAAGCAAAAGGCUCAAGAACUCAACGAUUGGUACAAUGACCAUCUCUCAACCGAAAAGCGCUUAGAAAUGUUCCACAAGACGUUUGUUGUCAAGAGGGUCCAAACCAACAAGCCGGUACCAUUAAGAUUUGCAGUGAAAAUGUUGAUUCAUGGUUGGAAGGAGGAUGGGACAUGGCCAAAAGGAAUGGAAGCACCCCCAGCAUCUGAUGAAGAAGGAGAAAAGGACAAAUUAUUAUAG
Messenger RNA from Lichtheimia ornata, 318 nucleotides. RefSeq lists its product as uncharacterized. Lineage: Eukaryota; Fungi; Mucoromycota; Mucoromycetes; Mucorales; Lichtheimiaceae. Bases 1 to 318 code for a protein of 105 amino acids. The transcript has 2 exons. The record is from RefSeq and is a predicted model, not a curated record.